This is a messenger RNA of Bactrocera tryoni, 1485 nucleotides long. RefSeq lists its product as uncharacterized. Bases 355 to 1368 code for a protein of 337 amino acids. The transcript has 4 exons. The record is from RefSeq and is a predicted model, not a curated record. NCBI's taxonomy places the organism in Eukaryota, Metazoa, Arthropoda, Insecta, Diptera, Tephritidae.
UGUCUGUGGUCGGACGAUCAAUCUGGCUUUAUACGGGGAGUUGUUUAUUAACAGCUCGUAUUUGUACUUUUUCGGUGUUAAAUUUUUACAAUUGAACUAUUUUGAGAAAAUAGAGGUAUUUAAAUGCUGCAGCCUUCAACUAAAUAGUUACUAAAAAUGUGUGAAGAGUUAGCAAAAUAUAUAUGCAUGAUAGAAAACAACCAGUAUCAUUGAUGGACAUCAUAUGCUGAAGCUUGUGAAGUUGUUUAUCAAUUUUCAAUUGAAUUGACAUCGAUUUACCGUACACAGUGUUAUAAGGAAUAACAAAGUUGAAUCAUUUCAUCAGAGUAUACAAUCUCUCAGUUAUUGUGAAAAAUGCGAGGGCGCAGUCAUACCACACCUCGUCGUCGUGGUCCCAAACUGCCACUACCAGCACCAUGUCAAGGAAGCUAUGAAGAGGUUUCAGAGUCACCUUACUAUACUAUUGAUAAUACGGAAGAUAUUUAUGGCACAACCCUCUUGCCGUCGCAGCGCUGUUAUGUGGAUCCGUGGGAUUUGGAGAAUUACGACUAUGUCAGAAAAAAGCUGGAUUCAACGCCAGUACGUACUUCCCCUGAGCCUUACUAUGAAACAUCGAUGCCGAUUUGCCCUUAUUAUAGUGCACCGCCAAAAAUGCAUGAGAAAAUACCGAAUGCACAACAAAAGCGCAUGGCCAAAACUAUGCCGCGAAAUCGACGUCGUUCCCAUUGGAACCAGUCAUGUCAGCUGCGUUGUUGCACAUCAUCAGAACCAAUGUUACGUCCACAUAUGUAUGAAGAUACUCGAAGUGAACUUUUGGGUGUUGGUCGUGGCAAAUACGAAGAUUAUAUGUCGCGCGUUAUGAUGAAUCUAGAAGCCGAAGAGGAUGCAUACAAUGGUAAUGGGAGCGUUUCAUCAUCAUCUUCCACGGAGUUGGAUAGCUCUAUUGGUGAAGGAUAUUAUCAAGCACAGUCAAUAACAUCGAAGAAAACUUCUGGCUACGAUGCCGUAACAUUACCAUCAUAUGGCCGACCUUCACCACAAUUGCAGUUCCCAGCGCCUCCCUCACUUCCACCACCAACCUUUUCGCAUGAUUACUCCAAUCCUUAUGCAACUCUACCACAUUGUAGCGUUUCUGAUUGUUAUGAUUGCUCUAUGAUCUAUGGCUCUCCACAACCUGUAUAUGAUUUAUACAGUAACGGAGAGUGCAGCAAUAAAGGAAGUACGAUUUACAGCAGCACAAGACCGUCCUCUUCACUCUACAGCGGAAUUUACGCGCAUAAAUUCGGGUUGAGUAAAAAGGGACUUCUGCAAAUUGACUAUUCCUGCAGUUGGAAUGAUCUGGAUCGUAUUAUGAGCCGUCAUUUUUAAAUAUGCAUAUGAACAGCUUCGGAAAGAGCCAACUUAUUAUAACUAUUCAUUGUAUUGAGAUAUUAAUCUUAUUAUCGUUAUUGUUGUGCAAGUAAUACUAUAUAUAUGUAUAUUAGG